Beauveria bassiana ARSEF 2860 is the source of this 672-nucleotide messenger RNA. RefSeq names its product Protein of unknown function DUF3605. The record is from RefSeq and is a predicted model, not a curated record. NCBI's taxonomy places the organism in Eukaryota, Fungi, Ascomycota, Sordariomycetes, Hypocreales, Cordycipitaceae. The transcript is spliced from 2 exons. Gene Ontology annotation, biological process: N-acetylglucosamine metabolic process. Gene Ontology annotation, cellular component: cytoplasm. The coding region runs from base 1 to 672 and encodes 223 amino acids.
AUGGGCUCCCUCGACGUCGUUCCCUACUGGCACGUCAACGUCCCGGAGCGGGAGCGCACCGACGACUGCCCCGCGUUCCUGCGCGGCCUCAACCCCAAGGACCUCGCCGGCGUGUCGACGCCCGACUCGGCCUACGAGAUCCUGCCCUGGGCCGAGGUCGCCCGCAUCGUCACCACCAACCGCCUCGAGCGCUUCCAGCGCGUGCCCUCGCAGCUGCGCCGCUACAAGAAGUUUUCCUAUCUCACCGCGCAGCGCCACGGCACCAUUGCCGCCUUUGUGCUCAACGAGCGCCUGCGCUGGACCGCGCCGGUGCGUCCCCGCGGCAGGCCGUUUGAGUACCCGGACGACUACAAGGUCCUCUAUAAUGACUGGCCGUACGGGCUCGACUCGCGCAUCAUUCACCUCGUCGUCUGGACAAAGUUUGAAUUAGUCGCCAACCCGGGGACCGGCGACCUCACCGACACGGCGCGCGCAGAGAUUGACGACUAUGUUACAAGGACGUUUCGCUCCAAGAUGCCCAAGGAUCAUGUCAUGUGGUUCAAGAAUUGGGCCGCUCUCAAGUCCAUCCAUGCCGUCGAGCACUUUCACGUCAUGCUCUUCGACCCUGAUCCCGACUUUAUACGUGAGGUGACCAACGGCGACAUUCCCCAGUGCAACAAACUCACUGUAUAG